UCAAAAUAUUGAAUUGGAUACCAUCCAAGACAGAUACUUCACGGCAACGUUAAUUUUAAUGUUGGCAGCUCAUGGUACGACUGAACUACCGUUUAAUUUUUUGGUUAUUUGUGGUACGACUACUUUUUUAUGCGCUGGACUUAUACUAAACUUCUACUUGUUCGCACAACUGAUGCAAACCUGGAAUAAAUUUAUUCAUGUUAAAACUGCAACGAAUAGUAUCAGUCAGCAAUUUUGUGAGUACAUGAAGUACAAGGGUUUACCGAUAGAGACGCGGUCAAAAAUUAUGGCGUUCUUUGAAUUUAGAUUCCAAAGAGACUUUUACCAUGAGAGAAGAAUGCAGUAUUUUAUAUCGGAAACACUCAGACACAGAAUAUUGAUGGAUUUACUCAGAAAUCAUGUGACUGGUACGAAUUUAUUCACUAUUCUACCCAAUGACGUGCUCCAUAAACUGCUACCUAGAAUAAAAACAGAGGUUUAUUUAGAAGACGAUGUUAUCUUCCGGAAAGGAAAAUUACAUGAAACUAUCCAUUUCAUACAUAAUGGAACUGUAGCUGUUUAUAACUUGGCUGGAUCAGAAAUUUGUCAUCUUGAAGAUGGAGAUUCAUUCGGUGAACUAUGCCUUUUAUUGGAAGAGAAGAAACUUGUUAGUAUUGUCGCUAUUGCUCCUAGCGAGAUUUUCCGAAUCAAAAAGCUCCACUUAUUAAAAGUACUUGAAGAAUUUCCCACAAUAAAACAAAAUGUUUUAUUGGACUGCCGCGAGAGAUUUCUCAGAGCAAGAACGAGUUAUUUCUGAAAUACUUUGUUUCGCUGUACUGUUCAAUGAUAUUUUUUUAAUUGGUUAUAUAUUUUGAUUGUUUGAAGUACUCCUCACAAAUUAUAUAUCUUCUAUAUACCGCAUAUUAAA
This is a messenger RNA of Diorhabda carinulata, 907 nucleotides long. RefSeq names its product potassium/sodium hyperpolarization-activated cyclic nucleotide-gated channel 3-like. Lineage: Eukaryota; Metazoa; Arthropoda; Insecta; Coleoptera; Chrysomelidae. The record is from RefSeq and is a predicted model, not a curated record. The coding region runs from base 59 to 796 and encodes 245 amino acids. The transcript has a single exon.